AUUAUUGAAUGUGAAAAAAAGUCGUGACGAUUUUUACAUGGAUAUAUAUAUAUCUACAUAUAUGCAUCAUAUAUUCCGUAUUAAAACAAUGUCUAUAGCAAUGAAAGAAUCAUUUUAUGAAAAAGUUCACAUAAAUCGGAAAAACCUUGAACUUUGACAAUGGAUAUACCCCUUUUCCCAACACCACCAAUUCUUGGGUGUGUUACAACGCCUGUUAGUGAUGUGAUAGACAUUGCAAAGUUGACACCUAUUUCAUUAUCCACUGUUACAUGUGCUCGUAAACAUGUCGAGACAAAAAUGCAUAAAGCUAUUGGAAUCCACAAGAUACGAUAUUUCACCAAUAGGAAUUUAAUAUAUCCAAGAGGCAAAAUCAAACAUCGUGUUACUGAAUUUCAUAUAACAAUGACAGAACCACAGAAGAAUAAUGAAAAUGAAGAUAAUGAUGACGUAGUUUAUGCGAUUGAUACACCUACGACGAUUUCAGAAGAAAUUUCUCCGCGAUAUAAAACAACGGAAAAUUUGGAAAAAUUAACAAAAUCAAUUGCUAUUCAAACAAUAGUUGGACUACCAUUACGAUUAAGAAUUUUACCAUCUGUUAAAGAUAUUGUUCAAGAAAAAUAUGUAAAUUCAACAGAUAUCGAAGGAUUUUCUAAAAUAUGGAAAUAUAUUAGAUUUGUAGGAAGAUUAUCACUUUCAUUAUUUGGAUUGGCAUGGCUAUUAACUAUUUGGGCUAUUGUUGGUGCAAUAGUUUUUUGUGCUAUUGAAGGACCACGAGAACGCGAACAAGUUAUAAAAUUAAAAAAUAUGCAGAAAGAUUUAGCAAUUGGUUUGGCAACAGAAUUGAGACAAUUGCGUACAGAAAAAGAAGAAGAUCUAGAGCCACUUUGGAGCAAUAAAGUGAAACAAUAUGUAACGAAACAUGAAGAAUUAUUAUUAAUGGCAGUUAAUUCUGGAUAUGGUGAAAAUGGAAAUAGUGGAGAACUUUGGACAUUUCCUGGUUGCAUCCUAUUUGCUCUUUCACUUCUCACCACUCUUGGUUUUGGUGCUCCGGUUCCACGAACUACAGCUGGUCGAACAGUAACCGUUAUUUUUGCAGCAAUUGGUAUACCUGCACAUUUUCUUUUAAUUAUGAAUCUUGGUCUUUUAUUAGCAGUGCGGUUACAAAGAUAUGCCAUAUCAAGAAAGUUUGUUGACCAAACAGAUUUAAGUUAUUUAACGCCAUCAAUGCCUAAAUGGAUUAAAGUAAUGCCCUUCGUUUGUGUAGCCACUUAUUAUCUAUUGGGAGUUCUAUGUUUUGGAGUAGCCAGAUCCAGGCCGAUUGCAGCAAGCGUUCUAUUUCCCUUAGAUUUUACGGCUGCUGGUGGUCUUUCAACAAUAGCUGGCUAUGUGCGAAUAUUAUAUGGUCUUUAUUUGGAAGGUGCCGUCACUAUUGCUGCUGUUGCAGUUGCAGUCUUGGGUGUAUCAACUACUCAAAGUUUAACCAAUAUUGGACUCAAAUACGGUUUAUUAAUCGAAGCUUAAUAUUCUUAAUAAAUAUUUUAAAUAUAUAAUAAACAUAACUAUAUAUGAAAAAUAAUUUUACUGAACCAUUUUAACAUAUUUUAUAUGAAAUGAACAUUAUGAAUAAAAAUAUUUUACAAACACAAUAUUAUAAUCGUAUUCACUUAGAAAUAUACAAAUA
Molecule: messenger RNA, 1681 nt
Organism: Apis mellifera (honey bee)
Lineage: Eukaryota; Metazoa; Arthropoda; Insecta; Hymenoptera; Apidae
Exons: 6
Coding region: 160-1521 (453 amino acids)
Biological process (GO): potassium ion transmembrane transport; stabilization of membrane potential
Cellular component (GO): membrane
Molecular function (GO): potassium ion leak channel activity
Source: RefSeq, a predicted model, not a curated record